Messenger RNA from Chenopodium quinoa (quinoa), 2007 nucleotides. RefSeq lists its product as uncharacterized. The coding region runs from base 606 to 1976 and encodes 456 amino acids. The transcript is spliced from 7 exons. NCBI's taxonomy places the organism in Eukaryota, Viridiplantae, Streptophyta, Magnoliopsida, Caryophyllales, Amaranthaceae. The record is from RefSeq and is a predicted model, not a curated record.
UAUAAUUCAAAAGAAAAAAAUCACAUAAUUAAAAGCCAAAACAGUUAAUAAGGCACAUAUAUAGUUUAAUUAAAAAUUAAAAAAAAAACAGAAUUGUUCUGGGUAACAACUAACAAGGAUUUCAAAUUUUUGUUAACAUGAGAUAAUUUUUGGGGAGGAGAUAAGGAUUGCUAAAAUUUGGAUUAAAAUAGAUAAUUUCUUUUAACAAAAAAAAUGCAUGACAAAUAUAAUAAAAUAAACUGAAAAACAAUAAUCAAAACAAAGAAAUUAAGGAAGAAAAAAUACAAGCUAAGCAAAUCAGCUCUUUGAAAACGUUGGGUUACCCAACGUUUUGGAAAACAGCUUAUUGAGGUAAAUAAGCUUAUUCAAUAAGCUUACUACCAAACACUUGUAUUAACUUAUUUGACUAGUCAAUCAGCUAAAGUUGGUCAAAUAAGCUAAUAUAGCCCCAAUAAGCUAACUACCAAACAAGGCCAAAGUAAAACACUUAAAAAAAAACCAGUUGGCCAUUUCUUAACAGACUAUCAGAGUUCUAAUCUCUUUGCUAACCUGUAGACUAGACUACCACUCUUCCAUUGCCACUUUCUGCCGAGCUUCCGCCGGCAAUGCCGUUAAUCUUCCCAUCGGCGGUACUUUCUCCGCCGCAAAAAUCACACUUUUUAUCGCCGGCGGCGAUUCUCCGGCAUCGAAAUCCACACUUACAGAGCUACUUGUCGACAUCAAACUCCGAAUUCCACGAGAAAAACCUCGUUCUCAAACACCGUUUGCUAAGAUUUCCAGCAAAUUUGAAGAAAUUUAGCUCGGUCAAACCGUUGACCACUGUGAAAUCGUCGUUGUCGUCGCCGAUCAUAUCUCCGACCGAUUCAUGGGGCACCUGGACUGCUCUCUUCGCCUCCGCCGCUUUCGGUCUCUGGUCAGAGAAGACUAAGAUAGGGAGCGCCCUGAGUGGUCCGUUAGUUGCUACACUAGUUGGGCUUGCAGCAAGUAACUUGGGGAUUAUUGCUUCUGAAGCGAAAAAAGCAUAUUCAGUUGUCAUGGAGUUUCUGCUUCCUUUGGCUGUCCCGUUGCUAUUAUAUAGAGCAGAUAUACGUAGUGUAAUCAAAUCAACCGGGAAAUUGCUCUUGGCAUUCUUGAUUGGAUCAGUUGCCACCACUGUUGGAACUGUUGUAGCAUUCUUUUUGGUGCCAAUGCGGUCACUUGGUGGAGAUGCAUGGAAGAUAGCUGCUGCUCUCAUGGGUAGACAUAUUGGCAGAGCUGUCAAUUAUGUUGCCAUUGCGGAAGCUUUGGAGAUCUCUCCAUCAGUGCUAACCGCUGGACUAGCCGCAGAUAAUGUUCUAUGUGCAGUAUAUUUUGCCACACUGUUUGCAAUAGCAUCCAGAGUGCCUCCAGAAGCUGAAGCAUCAACUGGUGAUAGCGUGACGGACAUGAGCUCUGGCUCUGGUGACAAGCUCCCUGUUUUACAGUCUGCAAUUGCCAUAGCAGUGUCUUUUCUAAUAUGCAAAGCUGGAAGUUUUCUUACCAAAUAUUACGGAAUUCAGGGUGGUAUGCUUCCUGCAAUAACAGCAAUUGUGGUCCUCUUGGCAACUGUGUUCCCAAAACAGUUUAAUCAGUUAGCGCCUUCUGGGGAAGUUAUGGCUGUGGUUUUGAUGCAGGUAUUCUUCACUGUGGUGGGGGCGAGUGGGAACGUUUGGAGUGUCAUUAACACUGCACCAAGUAUAUUCCUGUUUUGCCUUGUCCAAAUUUCUGUCCAUCUUGGUCUGAUUCUUGGAUUGGGCAAACUUUUUGGCUUUGACCUGAAGCUAUUGCUAAUAGCUUCGAAUGCCAAUGUUGGGGGUCCUACGACAGCCUGUGGAAUGGCAACUGCAAAAGGGUGGCAUUCUAUGGUAGUUCCUGGUAUUCUUGCUGGAAUUUUCGGUAUUUCCAUAGCAACUUUCCUUGGUUACGGAUUUGGUACUAUGGUUCUCCGACUCAUGUGAACAAGCUCCGAAGAUUUACGGUCAGAUAUAA